AUGGUGGCAGGGUCAGCAGGUGUCGGGCAUGCCAGCAGGCCGGGUGCUAAGGUGGGCUCCUUGUCCAACACACCUGGGUGUUGGACCUGGUGGCUGUUCCUCUGCUGUUGGAGGCCUCUGGACGUGCAGAUAAAAUCACAGCACCAGACAAUGCUGGGGCUGUGUCUGUGGGCGCUGUGCCCCGGCCCGGCCCCCGCCUGCAGCCCGCGCUGCCGGCACGGCGGGCUUUGCCUCGCCGACGGCUCCUGCCUCUGCUCCAAGGGCUACGAGGGCGAGCGCUGCCAGCACGCUACAUGUUACCCAAAAUGCAAAAAUGGGGGAGAGUGCCUGCGACCUGGAAAAUGCAGAUGUCCUCCUGGCUAUGGGGGGAGAUACUGUCAUAAAGUAAGCUGUGAAGGAGGCUGUCAGAAUGGUGGGGAAUGCAUCUCUGUCAAUGGAGUCGUGAAGUGCCUCUGUGCUUCUGGCUGGACAGGAUCAAGAUGCCAGGAAGCAAUUUGUCCUCAAGGUUGUCGGAAUAAUGGAGCUUGUGUGGCUCCUGGGAUUUGUAGCUGUCCAGCUGGAUGGGUCGGUAGAGCAUGUCACUUAGCUGUGUGCAAACUGCCCUGCCAGCACGGAGGGAAAUGCAUCGCUCCAAAUGUGUGUAGAUGUCAACUGCCAUACUCUGGGCCACAGUGUACAAAGAAAAGGAAGGAAUGAAGCAACUUCAGACAAGAUAGUCUGCAUUUCUGCAUUUUUAAAUGUGACUAUACAGAGAGGAAGUCUGCAGCAGUGGGGGACCUUAAAAUAAACAUGGUAACUUGAUUUCAGACAAAUUUUUGUCCUCACUAUAUUAAGUACAUGCUUUUCUAUAUGAAAGAAGGUAUUGCUGAUUGUAAGAAAGUUGUUACAAAUAUCCAGCUGUGUGCAGUGUAUGACACCUUUUCUCCACAUUUUUUCUUUAUAAGCAAAAGUAUUAUUCUUGAUUGAUACAGCUGACCUUGAAAUAAA
This is a messenger RNA of Melozone crissalis (California towhee), 987 nucleotides long. Its product is annotated as wnt inhibitory factor 1-like. Gene Ontology annotation, cellular component: extracellular region; cell surface. The transcript has 6 exons. Gene Ontology annotation, biological process: anatomical structure development. The record is from RefSeq and is a predicted model, not a curated record. Lineage: Eukaryota; Metazoa; Chordata; Aves; Passeriformes; Passerellidae. Bases 1 to 696 code for a protein of 231 amino acids. Gene Ontology annotation, molecular function: signaling receptor binding.